Messenger RNA from Thalassophryne amazonica, 2044 nucleotides. RefSeq names its product FIC domain protein adenylyltransferase (gene ficd). The record is from RefSeq and is a predicted model, not a curated record. NCBI's taxonomy places the organism in Eukaryota, Metazoa, Chordata, Actinopteri, Batrachoidiformes, Batrachoididae. Gene Ontology annotation, molecular function: protein binding. Bases 244 to 1590 code for a protein of 448 amino acids. The transcript is spliced from 2 exons.
UGUUCACAGGCGAAGAAGAAGGAAGUGGAUGGUGUGUGUUUGCUCGGGCGUCAGUAAUUUAUUUUUUAUCAGAGAGUUAGGGAAUAGUUUAAGGGCUGAAAAUCUGUUAGGAAGCUAAGCGAAGUGAUCGGACGGAGAGUUGUGUGAGCUCUUCUGCUGGACGCUCCUUGGCUCUCCUGUGUUUGAGGGCGAUAGAUGGGGGAGGCUUUGGCCGGAGGAUGGCGGCUGUGAGCGGCAGCGGUCAUGUCAGCUGUGUUGGUGUGGCGUUCCACCAGCGGCUUGGGAGGAUGGGCCCCGCUGCUGUGUGUGCUCCUGGGCUCCCUGGUGGCCCUGCUGGCCCCCAUGGUGGGGGUGGAGGAGCGCUGCUGCUCCGCGCUCAGAGGCUUAGCUCUGCUCCGCUGCCAGCUGUGGGGAGGCUCCCAGCAGCCUCCAGCGGCGCAGACCACCGGCCUCACGGUGCCCUUCACCGGCCUGGACCUCCUGCCGCAGAGGGCCAAGCCCAGCAAAGAGAUGAUGCUUGAGGCCAGAGCAGCGCUGCAGCAAGCUCAGGAGAUGAAGAAAGUGGGGAAGAGGGAGAAGGCCCACAAGCUGCUGGUUCAUGCCCUCAGUCUGAACCCAGACUUUGUGGAUGCCUUGACAGAACUGGGCACUAUUUUAGAGGAGGAGAAAGAUGUAGUCCAGGCAGACCACCUCUACACCAAGGCUUUAGCCAUCUCGCCAUCAAAUGAGCGUGCUCUGGUUAGCCGAGACCGAACUCUUCCUUUGGUGGAAGAGAUUGACCAGCGUCACUUUAGCAUCAUUGACAGUAAAGUUCAAAGACUCAUGUCUAUUCCUAAGGGCAAUUCUGCACUCCGACGAGUGAUGGAGGAAACCUACUACCACCACAUCUACCACACAGUGGCCAUUGAAGGCAAUACACUCACAUUGUCUGAGAUCCGUCACAUCAUUGAGACACGCUACGCGGUCCCCGGGAAGAGUCUUCAGGAGCAGAAUGAGGCCAUCGGCGUGGAUUCAGCCAUGAAGUACAUUAACACGACACUGUUGUCCAGAACAGGAGAGAUCACUGUCAAUGACAUUCUGGAGAUUCACAGACGGGUGCUUGGUUAUGUCGACCCUGUAGAAGGAGGGAGGCUGCGUACCACCCAAGUGUUUGUGGGCAACCACAUCCCACCUCACCCUCGGGACUUGCAGAGACAUAUGCAAGAGCUGGUUCAGUGGCUCAACUCUGAUGAGGCUCUCCAGCUUCACCCAGUGGAGUAUGCCGCUCUAGCCCACUACAAACUAGUGUACGUGCACCCAUUCAUCGAUGGCAACGGGCGCACAUCACGUCUGCUAAUGAACCUUGUGCUCAUGCAAGCACGGUACCCGCCCAUUACGAUUCGCAAAGAACAAAGGGCUGAAUACUACGCGGCUCUAGAUACGGCCAACGAGGGCGACGUACGCCCUUUCAUACGCUUCAUAGCCAAAUGCACAGAGAUCACACUGGACACUCUGUUGAUUUCUACAGCCGAGCAUGCCGUAGGUCUGCCAGGAGCCGCCCAGCACCAGUCCUGCAGUGACUGCCAGCAAACUAUACCGGUCCGCAACUGACCUGGGUAAAGCCUGUGGGAGCGGGACCACCAUGCAGGCAGCCAUGCUAUCUAAAACCUUCAUCAAUUGCCAUAUUUCUUAUUUCUCACUCUGGGUUCUCUGCCUUUGGUGUUUUUGUUUUUGUGUUUUAGCACUUUUACAGGAACAUUGAACCUGUGGUUCCACCUCUCUACAGCAGUUGAAUUUUAGUAUGAUGUAGCCAUGUUAUUUGUUUCUGAAUAAUGAUGGUAGUGCAUCUUGCCAUUUCCAGAUUGCAACAGAAGAAUCCUGUGGCAUUUUAGUUACUUUUAUUUCCAGCAGAACAUCUGACAUUCCUGUCAUGUAAUGGAUUUUUUUUUUUCAGUGAUGGGUUAUUUACUGUAGUUUCUCUUUUCUCUCCGAGAUAAAGUCUGACACUGUAAAGCACUUUUAUGUAUUUAAUAAUUUAUUUUAAAAUAAAACGGCUUCCACCUCA